This is a messenger RNA of Poecilia latipinna (sailfin molly), 1636 nucleotides long. It is a transcript of the gene flot1a, whose product is annotated as flotillin 1a. The transcript is spliced from 13 exons. The record is from RefSeq and is a predicted model, not a curated record. Gene Ontology annotation, molecular function: protease binding. Gene Ontology annotation, biological process: regulation of receptor internalization; positive regulation of cell-cell adhesion mediated by cadherin; positive regulation of endocytosis. NCBI's taxonomy places the organism in Eukaryota, Metazoa, Chordata, Actinopteri, Cyprinodontiformes, Poeciliidae. Gene Ontology annotation, cellular component: plasma membrane; flotillin complex; cytoplasmic vesicle. The coding region runs from base 205 to 1479 and encodes 424 amino acids.
GAUGGCUGGGUGUGCUAAAGACGCUGAGCUGCAGUCAUCACUGACUCACUCCAUCAUCAUCGGCUUUAACUGGAGUAAAUAUUUACUGCGAUUAAAAUACAUCGAUUCCAACCAGAUCAAAGUCACAUUUACUGACCGGUUUAACUCUUCUGCACCUAAAUAACAGCGUUUUUUCUCCAAGCGUCAAAAACAGGAUCAACAAACAUGUUCUACACCUGUGGUCCCAACGAAGCCAUGGUGGUGUCAGGUUUCUGUCGUUCUCCUCCGGUGAUGAUCGCUGGAGGCCGAGUGUUUGUCUUCCCGUGCAUUCAACAGAUACAGAGGAUUUCUCUGAACACUCUGACUCUGAAUGUGAAGAGCGAUAAGGUCUACACCCGCCAUGGGGUUCCCAUCUCUGUUACCGGCAUCGCUCAGAUGAAGAUCCAGGGCCAGAACAAGCAGAUGCUGGCUGCAGCCUGCCAGAUGUUCAUGGGGAAGUCUGAGGCUGAAAUCGCUCACAUCGCCCUGGAGACGCUGGAGGGACACCAGCGGGCCAUCAUCGCCCACCUGACUGUAGAGGAGAUCUACAAGGACAGGAAGAAGUUCUCAGAGCAGGUUUUUAAGGUGGCCUCCUCCGAUCUGGUCAACAUGGGGAUCAGCGUGGUCAGCUACACUCUCAAGGAUGUCCACGAUGAUCAGGAUUAUCUGCACUCGCUGGGAAAAGCUCGAACCGCCCAGGUCCAGAAGGACGCUCGCAUCGGAGAGGCUCUGAACAAGAGAGACGCAGUGAUCAGGGAAGCCCACGCUAUGCAGGAGAAAAUCUCGGCUCAGUACAGGAACGAGAUCGACAUGGCGAAGGCCCAACGCGACUACGAGCUGAAGAAGGCAGCCUACGACAUGGAAGUCAACACCAAGAAGGCGGAGUCAGAGAUGGCUUUUCAGCUGCAGGUUGCAAAGACGAAGCAGCGCAUUGAGGAGGAGAAGAUGCAGGUCCAGGUGGUGGAGCGCGCUCAGCAGAUCAUGCUGCAGGAGCAGGAGAUCACCCGCAGGGAGAAGGAGCUGGAGGCCAAGGUGAAGAAACCGGCCGAGGCCGAGCGGUACCGCCUGGAGAAACUGGCUGAGGCGCAGCGAAUGAAGAUGAUCAUGGAGGCAGAGGCUGAAGCUGAGUCUAUCAGGGUUAAAGGUGAGGCUGAGGCGUUUGCGGUGGAGGCCAAAGGUCGCGCUGAGGCGGAGCAGAUGGCGAAGAAGGCCGAAGCCUUCAGGGAGUACAAGGAUGGAGCCAUGGUGGACAUGCUGCUGGAGAAACUGCCUCUGAUGGCAGAAGAGAUCAGCAGGCCUCUGUGUGAAGCCAACAAAGUGACCAUGGUGUCCAGUGGAGGAGGAGAGGUGGGUGCAGCCAAGCUGUCAGGGGAGGUUCUGGAGAUCAUGACCCGCCUCCCUGAAGCCGUGGAGAAGCUGACCGGAGUCAACAUCUCUCAGGUGACUUCUCGAACAGGCUGAAGGGAAUCAGACCAAUGAGCUUCUUGAUAUAUCUGUUCUCCGUCUGUCUUGAUUCCCUCCAUCGUAUCGUCUGCUUCCUCACCUUUGACCCUCUGUGUCACUGUUUCCCUCCGUUGGCUUGUUAUUGAUGUUGUUCAUUAUCUGAGUUAAAUAUUUA